Molecule: messenger RNA, 999 nt
Organism: Aspergillus udagawae
Lineage: Eukaryota; Fungi; Ascomycota; Eurotiomycetes; Eurotiales; Aspergillaceae
Exons: 1
Coding region: 1-999 (332 amino acids)
Source: RefSeq, a predicted model, not a curated record
AUGUAUUCCCAUCCAAACAUCCUUUGGCUCUAUGCCCUAAUUACCACGUUGAUCAGUCCAACACUGGCAUUGCCUACGCUUCCAACAACCAACCCUUCGUCAACAUCGACAGUCUUCCAGUUCACUCGCAACGGCACAUGGCUUGAAAACCUUGCAGUCCGACCUAACGGAAGCCUCCUUGCGACGCGCCUUGACGUCCCCGAACUGUGGCUGAUCGACCCAGCCAACACCAACACCGCGGAAGCUGGUUCCUUGUUCUACACCUUCCCCAAUGCCACCAGUCUGCUAGGCAUCACCGAAAUCGACAGAGACGUCUACGCAGUGGUUGUAGGCAACUUCUCCAUCUCCACCGUCACGAGCACCCCCGGUUCAUACGCGAUCUGGAGACUUGAUGCCUCGGGUAGCGCUGCACCAUCAGCGAGUAUUCUGGCACGAAUCCCCGAAGCUGAGUUCCCGAAUGGCAUUGCGCGGUUCGGGCAGAACCUGCUUCUCAUUACGGACUCCGCCAAGGGCGUGAUCUGGCGGCUGGAUAUGACGUCGGGAGUAUACUCGCAGGCACUGUCUGAUGCCUCGAUGCUUCCUGCUGCGGGCCAGCCGUAUGCUGUUGGUGUUAAUGGUAUUGAUGUGCGCGGAAAGUAUGUCUACUACACGAGUACCACGCAGAUGUUGUUCUGCAGGGUCCCGGUGAAUAGCGGAGCUUCUGCCACUGGUCCUGUUGAGGUCCUUACUAGUGGGAUUACUCCGGAUGAUUUUAUGCUCGGGAGCAAUGGGACGGCGUACAUCUCGACGAACCCGGACAAUGGGCUGGUGAGGGUUGAUCCAAAGGGGAGAGUCAAGUUGGUGGCUGGAAAUCAGUUUACGAUUGCUGUUGGUGGAUCAACUGCGGUUGCUGGCAAUAAGGAUGGUUCAGUGCUUUAUGUCACAACGAGUGGGGGACAGUUUUCACCCAUCCUGGGUAAGCUCAUUGAGCCGGCCAAAGUUGUGGCCAUUCAUCUGUAG